AUGACCACUCCGGCCCUGCUGCCUCUUUCUGGGCGCCGGAUCCCGCCUCGCAACUUGGGUCCAUCCUCCUCUUUCCCUCAUCACAGGGCUACCUUGCGGCUCUCCGAGAAAUUCAUCCUCCUGCUGAUUCUCAGUGCCUUCAUCACUUUGUGUUUCGGGGCCUUCUUCUUCCUGCCGGACUCCUCGAAACACAAACGCUUCGACCUGGGCUUGGAGGAUGUCUUGAUUCCUCACGUGGACACCGGAGAAGGGGGGAAAAACGUGGGUGGAUACUUGAUCCACGGGCAAGGCCAUGACCAAAACAGGCACAGAGAAGAGGAGGAGCGCUUGAGAAAUAAAAUUCGUGCAGAUCACGAAAAAGCUCUAGAGGAAGCAAAAGAGAAACUGAAGAAGUCGCGGGAUGAGAUCCAAGCAGAAAUUCAAACCGAGAAGAGCAAGAUAGCGAAGGGCCUGAAGAAUAAAAGCAGCAAGCCUCUGCCUCCGGUCCCCGUACCAAAUCUUGUAGGGAUAAACAGUGGAGAUCCAGUAGAUCCAGAUAUUCGAGAAAAAAGGGACAAAAUUAAAGAGAUGAUGAAACAUGCCUGGAAUAAUUACCGACAGUAUGGAUGGGGACAUAAUGAACUGAAGCCCAUUGCUAGGAAAGGACAUUCCACCAACAUAUUUGGUAAUUCACAAUUGGGUGCUACCAUCGUAGAUGCAUUGGAUACCCUCUACAUUAUGGGCCUCCAUGAUGAAUUCAAAGAAGGGCAGGAAUGGAUUGACAGUCACCUUGAUUUCAGCGUGAAUUCAGAGGUAUCUGUCUUUGAAGUCAACAUCCGCUUCAUUGGUGGCUUGCUUGCAGCCUAUUACCUUUCUGGUCAGGAGGUAUUUAAAUUAAAAGCAGUCGAACUAGCAGGAAAACUUCUUCCUGCCUUCAAUACACCCACUGGGAUUCCUUGGGCAAUGGUGAAUUUGAAAAGUGGUGUAGGCCGCAAUUGGGGCUGGGCUUCUGCUGGUAGCAGUAUCCUAUCUGAGUUUGGUACACUUCACAUGGAAUUUGUACACCUGAGCUACUUGACUGGCAAUCCUGUCUACUAUGAUAAGGUCAUGCAUAUUCGUAAGCUACUUCAAAAAAUGGACCGCCCUAAUGGGCUUUAUCCAAACUACUUGAAUCCAAGGACUGGGCGCUGGGGGCAGCAUCACACAUCCAUGGGUGGUUUGGGAGAUAGUUUCUAUGAGUACUUGCUGAAAGCGUGGCUGAUGUCAGAUAAGAUGGACAUGGAAGCAAGGAAAAUGUAUGAUGAUGCUAUUGAGGCCAUAGAGAAACACCUUAUCAGAAAGUCCAGUGGAGGCCUAACUUUUAUUGGGGAGUGGAAGAAUGGGCACCUUGAGAGAAAGAUGGGCCAUCUCACAUGCUUUGCUGGGGGAAUGUUUGCUCUUGGAGCAGAUAGUUCCCGAGAUGAUAAGGCUGGACACUACCUACAACUUGGCGCAGAAAUUGCACAUACCUGUCAUGAAUCGUAUGACAGGACAACAUUAAAACUGGGUCCUGAAGCUUUCAAAUUUGAUGGUGGUGUGGAGGCAGUAGCAGUGCGCCAGAAUGAAAAAUACUACAUUUUAAGGCCAGAGGUGAUAGAGACCUAUUGGUACAUGUGGCGAUUCACGCAUGAUCCAAAAUACAGGCAGUGGGGCUGGGAGGCAGUACAGGCUAUUGACAAGUAUUGCCGAGUGAGUGGUGGAUUUUCAGGGGUCAAGGAUGUCUACUCAUCAGCUCCUACAUAUGAUGAUGUACAGCAAAGCUUCUUCCUUGCUGAAACACUAAAGUAUUUGUAUCUUCUGUUCUCCAAUGAUGAUCUCCUACCUUUGGAUCACUGGGUUUUCAACACAGAAGCUCACCCCUUGCCUGUUUUACAUCUAGCCAACACAACACUUUCAGGAAAUCAUGUGUAUCGAUAGAAACUGUUCUGGGACAAGGACAAAAUACUUUGUUUUAGCUGUGUUUUGUUUACAUGGACAACUAAAGACUUAAGGCUUGAGAGAAGAUUGGCAUUUGUUUAAUUAAUGAAGACAUUUGAAUUGUGAGAGGAUCAAAACUGCACUGUUCAGCAUGUACAUAAAUUUAAAAAUUCCAUUUUAUACAUGACCAAAACAAUCGAGUGCAGUGUGUGUCAGCGAGAGACCUUGUAUAUUUGCAGUUGAGAAAGUGGAGCAUGGUGUUUUUAAGAAUUCAGAGCCCAUGGAAACAUGUUUGCUGCCCUGUGACAGGAGUGAAGUGGAACUGCUACUACUCAUCUUGCAGUGAACUAUCUCCUGCCCAUAUGAUGUGGAUUCCUGAUAUAUGUCAUUUGCUUUUUCUUCUGGUGAUGGCAUGAGCAAAACAAUGGCAGGCCACAAAAGUGCACUAGUAGCACCCAGAUCUGAAACUCCUCUACUCUUGUUUAGAAUUUUCUACUUUUCAUCAGUCUGUCUAGACUGGCAGCCAUUCCCAGUGCCUCUCAGACCCUUGCCUAUUUUUAUUAUUGUUCAUAAUAAUAAUAAUGAUCAACCAUUUGUUCUUGUAGUAUUGUUCAUCAGUAAAUGAGAGACGGAAAAGAUCAACAACUUCUCUCCAGCUGUCAUUUUAGGAUCUGGAAAGAUUUAUGCGCUGCAGAGUUGCUUCUCACACCAUUAUGACAAAACUUCCCAAUGCAUCUACCACUUGGUCAAGAUUCCGUUCAUCUAAGUUGCAAUAACUUAAAAUUGUCUACGAAGCCUGGAGUUUCAUUAAACUCUGUUUUUUUAUUUGUAUGGCAUUCAAAAAUGGAAGAACUGUUCUGUAAGAUAUGUUUUUACAAGUCCUCUGAGUAAGACUGUUACCUGGAUAAAAUGGUGCUCAUUUUUUGGAUCUUUUGUAAAAGCUGGAGUCUAAGGAGGAGUUUGUCAGCCUUCAUUUACCUAAUAGAAAUCAUACCACUUGAUUUCCAAGUAACUGGAAACGUAACACCUACUGGUAUACAUGAUAGUAGAGAACAGAUUAAUAGAAAUGUGAGUGUGAUUUUUACUUUGCAAUUCAUUCUUGUCAUUAUUAAAUGCCAUUGACAACAAUUUGAGGUAGAAAGUGCUCCUUUCCUGUCAACCCCCCCUUCCAGUUAAAGAGUAUCUUUGAGUAUUGGUUUUUCUGACCUGGAUAUUUAAACAUUUUGUGUGAUUAUUGCUCAUGUAUAUUGGAAUCUGAUUUCCUGGUGAAUACAGAUCACAAGCUUU
Rhineura floridana is the source of this 3222-nucleotide messenger RNA. RefSeq names its product mannosidase alpha class 1A member 2 (gene MAN1A2). The record is from RefSeq and is a predicted model, not a curated record. Gene Ontology annotation, molecular function: calcium ion binding; mannosyl-oligosaccharide 1,2-alpha-mannosidase activity. Lineage: Eukaryota; Metazoa; Chordata; Lepidosauria; Squamata; Rhineuridae. The coding region runs from base 1 to 1935 and encodes 644 amino acids. The transcript has 13 exons. Gene Ontology annotation, cellular component: extracellular exosome; Golgi membrane; endoplasmic reticulum. Gene Ontology annotation, biological process: N-glycan processing; carbohydrate metabolic process.